Messenger RNA from Ictalurus furcatus (blue catfish), 1203 nucleotides. RefSeq names its product ubiquitin specific peptidase 21 (gene usp21). Lineage: Eukaryota; Metazoa; Chordata; Actinopteri; Siluriformes; Ictaluridae. Gene Ontology annotation, biological process: protein deubiquitination. The record is from RefSeq and is a predicted model, not a curated record. Gene Ontology annotation, cellular component: cytoplasm. The transcript has 12 exons. The coding region runs from base 10 to 1203 and encodes 397 amino acids. Gene Ontology annotation, molecular function: cysteine-type deubiquitinase activity.
AACGGCUCAAUGCUGAGAGCUCAGAUGGACACCUCAUGCCAGGACCUGUGUCGCUCACUCGCCAGCCAAAAUGAAAACAUAGACAUCUCACAGUCGGUGCUCUACACCUCCCUCAUGGGCUUGUUGCUGGUGGCUGACAAAGAGAGAGAGCUAACACUGGGCAGUGGACAAGUUGGACUGCAUAAUGCUGGGAACACAUGUUUUCUGAAUGCCAUUGUGCAGUGUCUUUCCCACACUCAGGGUCUUAGAGACUACUGUCUGACUAAAACCUAUCUUCAGGACAUGUGCUCCAGUCAAGAGCCAGAGCUGAUGAAUGAAUUCACCAAAGUUUUGGAAGGGCUGUGGUGCACAGAUGAAGGGAAAAGGACAGUCAAUCCUGAACAGUUCUAUUGUGUCUUUAAAGAGGCUAUGCCUUACUUCAGUGGAUACAGUCAGCAGGAUGCUCAGGAGUUCUUGCGAUUCCUUUUGGACCGUUUACAUACAGAAAUCAACCGCCGACCCUCACAUCACCCUGCCAUCUUUACCACUCCUGAGCCCAGCUACACCCGAUUCAGGAUUUCAGAAGAAGCAGCUGCUAUGUGGAAGAAACAUGUGGACAAGGAUGACAGUAUAAUUGUAGAUUUGUUCUCAGGACAGCUGCGCAGCUCGCUGCACUGCACUGUCUGCUCACACUACUCCAACACCUUUGAUGUGUUCUGUGAUCUGUCCUUGUCUAUCCCAAAGACGAGUGACUCCAGAGCAGGUGUAACCCUUCGGGAAUGUCUGGAUCUGUUCUCACACGAGGAAAAACUCAGCAAAGAAAAUUCGCCUAUGUGUGAGAAGUGUAAUCGUCGCACAGAAACUACAAAAAGUCUAACCAUCCAGAGAUUCCCUAAAAUCCUGGUUAUACACUUAAAGCGCUUUACAGCAUCAAGGUAUUCAAUCCGGAAAAGCACAGUACCAGUGUCAUUCCCGCUUACUGAUCUUGACUUGGGACCUUUUGGACCGAGUGACUGUGGCCCAGUGCUGUAUGACCUAUAUGCUCUAUGCAACCACACUGGCACUGUGAACAUGGGUCAUUACACAGCUGUCUGCAAAGAAGAGGAAGGCUGGUGCUGCUAUAAUGACUCGUGUGUUACCCAAAUAUCUGAGGACCAGCUUCAGUCCAGCCAGGUGUAUCUUCUCUUCUACAAACUUAAAAACAGUAUGGCCUCCAGGAAAUGA